UUAUCCUGGGAACUUGGAAUUUUCCACUCCAUCGAAAAUCCUUUCUCAAAUAUUACUAAGUGAUGCUGGGACUAUCAAUACUGGAACUAUAAAUACCGAACUUUCAACUAGGAUGUCAUUCACCAGACCGACCUUCAAUCCACAAGCGACGAAGCACGAUCGUUACGUUGAAGAGAUAUUGCGGAUCAGACGAUUGUUGGUGGAAAAGCACCGAUUGGAUUGUAAAUGGGAUUCGUAUCAGAGAAAGAUAAAACUAAUUGAAAAUGUGAAUUGGCUUCUCGAUCCGAUGUAUGAGAGAACAUAUAUAGUUAAUGUUUUAGCGCCCAUUCUCUCUGAAUUCUUUGCUAAAAUUAAACAAUAUUGGCGUGCUUCGUAUGGAGAAACUUGUCUAAAGGCAAGUGCAAAGGAUCGUAAUUCCGACAAGGCAGAUGAUGAACGCCGGUUUAACGGAAAAAUAAUAGAUACCAUUAUUUCCUUAAGAAAAGAAGACAGAGUUCUCAGUUGCACGAGAUAA
This is a messenger RNA of Funneliformis mosseae, 514 nucleotides long. The record is from the annotation of a GenBank genome assembly. NCBI's taxonomy places the organism in Eukaryota, Fungi, Glomeromycota, Glomeromycetes, Glomerales, Glomeraceae.